CGAACAACCGUGGGGACAUUAUCCCUCUGUCCCCACGUCCGUGGCCGAACCAAGCGCCAGCAUAAAGGUUGUCCCCUCAGGGAUAACGACGUAAGAUAUGCUGAUAUCGAAAAUGGGCCGCUGCAUUCCUCUAACGGUACUGAAGGGGAGAUUGGUUGGUGUGACCAAAGGUCGCUCCUCCCCCUGGGGGCCAAGGUGGUGUCGGCGUCGGUGGCGGUAUUCCAUUUCCGCCCGCCACGCCAUAGAAACGGCGUCAAUAUUUCUUCACCGUGAGACGAAAUAUUUUGUAAUAAAAUUGAUAACGGCAUAAAUAAAAUAUAAUUGCAUCAUCACAAACAUCGGCGAAACGCAAAUUCUAGUUCAAAUUCUCUAUGUCCGAGGAGCGGCAUGGAAGGUCUCAACAAGUUAUUAUUCGGCACAGUUGGACCCUUUUGUAGUACGCCCGACAUGAACGAGAAUAACGAUCCCUUCUCAUCGUCAGAAUCGGGACAGUCUGUCACCAAUUUUGGCAUGUCUGCUGCCUGGAUCAACAUGAAAGACCGACACAUCAUUGAAAUCUUAUCCUACGUCAACUACUCCGACCUCCUGCAAUGUCGCCUCGUCUCCAAACAAUUUCGCCACGUUAUCUCCAAAUCGCGAUUAUUCAUCGAUUCCACAAUUUUCGUGUCAUCUUCCAAAUCCACUGGCCCCCUUCUCCUCCCCUCAAGCUCAACUCCCUACGAAACCUGUCGCUUUGACCACAUCGACUACGACGUCUUCACCGGCGCCAAGACGGACUCUCAUUCCCACGAAAACGCCUACUUCUCUCCGCCCACGCUCUUCCUCGCGAAUUUGAAAUCCCUCGAAUUCGCGAAUUCCUACAUCACAUGGGAAACCAUCAAACGAACCGUGAAUGCCACGCCAGCCUUGGAACGAUUGGUUUUGACCCGAUGCAAAUUCGUCGACAAGAAAAAUACCUCGGCGUUAAGCGAAUUUGAGGAAUUUCGCGUCGGUCGAACCUUCUCGCACUUGAAGUCGGUCAAAAUUCAGGAAUAUCACGAUAUCCGAGCGGUUAACAUCUUCCUCGAAAAGUUGGUUGGAUAUUGCAGCAAAACUUUGGAAGAAAUCUGGAUAACCUUUGACCCUUCCACGGUUAUAAAUUCCCCUCCUUCCUCAAUUCACGACGCGGCCGAAAUUGACCCCUGCUCCGUCCAUCUCCCCGACAUGGACACAUUUUGCACCCUCGUCCGCACAAUUAUUGAAGCAAACACGUUCCAACUCCGUAGACUUUGCAUGGAUUUGAAGUACCAGCCCCUCCUUAACAUCUUCUUGCCGAGCGUCUUCGGAAAAAUGAAUAGUUUAUGGACCGAGCUAAACUUGGAGGAAUUUUUGCUCAGUCCUCCUUCCUCGGCGAAUAAUAAUAACGUCGAAAUUUCCCUCAAUUGCACCUCCUCCGCCCAAAUCCUCAUCGGUUUACUGGAAUCUCAAGUCAAUCUUAAAACAGCUGCGUUGCCCCAUUUCCGGAACAUGGGGGAACAGCAUUACAGGGUCAAAAUUGGGCAAAGCUUGUCCCCCCAGGUGGAAUAUUUGUCCCUCCCGAAUCAGGAAUAUCUGCCGAAAGAGUUCCUUACGAAAUUUGGUGCUCUGAAACAGCUGUAUCUCGGCGGAUCCACGGGCGACAAUGGUUUGCCGGUGGCGCUACGGUCGGAAAUUUUUGAGCAGCCGAAAACCCCCGUAAGUUUCCAGCACGGUCUGCCGGCGCAUCUUGACCUCAAUUUAGCCCUGUCCGGCUCCGCCUACAAUUUUGUGGGGCCCCCGAUCAAUACCGGAGUUUGGGACAAGUUUACCGAGCUGGGUUUGGGAUCCACGAUCAUCAACGGGAUCGAGUUGCUCAAAAUUAUUAAGAAGUUUCAUUUUCUCGUCAAGUUGGAAAUCUUAUCGGAACUUCCGGUCAUACAGGAUGAAGAUAUGCAAGUUUUGGUGGAGGGGAUCCCACUCUUGAGACAUUUGAGUGUGUCGGCGUGUGAUUUUCUGACGGAUUAUGGGGUCACUGGGAUUCUUAGGAAUAGUUGUGAGAUGAUGGUGCGGCUGAGGAAUUAUCAUGAGAUGGAGGAGGAGUCAGUGGUGGCGGAUUCUAGGGCGAGUAAUGGGAGAUCAAUGGCGCAAUUGAGAGGUUUAAGAAGUCUCAUUCUCAUGGGAAAGUCGCACAUUACCGAUGUCGGGAUUCAUUUCGGACUGAGAUUUCCCGAACUGGAGACUGCAUUCUUGCCUUAUAAUCAAAACAUCACGGAAUGGGGCGUACAAAAAUUUGGCGAGCACAACCCAAGCCUCCAAGUCUUCGUCAUGUGUGGCAUCAACCAGAGCAGCAGGGAGGGAUUCUUCUACUUGAGAGAUAACCAUCCUCGAGUUCGGAAGAAUAAGUGCGAAUAUUUGAAGUACAUCGAGGAACGUAACCUUUCUGCAGAGAAUGACGCUUCAUCCUCAUCCAUGGAAGGAUUAUGUUCCACCUUUCAUUUCGGGUGGUUCUUUGGCCGGAAAUCGAACGAUGAGGAUCAACGAAACGAUGAGGUCGUUGAUCAUGAUAACCAAAAAACGGAAGGAGAGAUUGACCUUGAUAACCCUGGUGUCAACGACGACGACAUGAUACCAAUCCCAACUUUGUCCUUGAUCAUUCCGUCCCAAAAGGUGGACGUGCUGAAAGAGGUGAAAGUUGACCAAAAAGUUGUUCCUGCCCCCGUUUCUCAAGUUCCGUCUCCAUCAAUUAAGAAAAUUAAGGUUCCAAAGUUGAACCAAAGUGGUAAAAAAUCCGUCGUGUGGACAUUGGAGUCGGACGAUGAGGAUGUUCAAGAUAACAAUGCGAUUUAAAUUUUGAGCAAAAUUAAAAAUUUUCAGUAAUACGGAAAUUUUUGAAAGAUUUGGUUCCAUUUAUUUUCAUCUACUUCAUCUCAUUCUCCACAUUUAAAUAGGGCGUGAUACUUAAAUUAAAAAAUUAGAUUAGAUACGAUUUUUUAAUAGCUUUCACUGGUAAUUAAGCAAUUUGGUUAUUGCGAGAAAAAUUUUGAAGAAAAUUUUAUAAUUGUUUUUUGCUAAGAUGUAUGUAUAUAAAAAGUUUUAAACCUUAUAAAUUAAUUUAUGUACAAAU
Molecule: messenger RNA, 3121 nt
Organism: Folsomia candida
Lineage: Eukaryota; Metazoa; Arthropoda; Collembola; Entomobryomorpha; Isotomidae
Exons: 5
Coding region: 388-2844 (818 amino acids)
Molecular function (GO): protein binding
Source: RefSeq, a predicted model, not a curated record